Molecule: messenger RNA, 1836 nt
Organism: Drosophila innubila
Lineage: Eukaryota; Metazoa; Arthropoda; Insecta; Diptera; Drosophilidae
Product: putative serine protease K12H4.7
Exons: 4
Coding region: 234-1778 (514 amino acids)
Biological process (GO): proteolysis
Molecular function (GO): dipeptidyl-peptidase activity; serine-type exopeptidase activity
Source: RefSeq, a predicted model, not a curated record
CAACAGAAACAGAAUAAAGAAAUAGAAACGUUCGCAAAUAAGUACAUACAUAUGUAUUUACAUGCGUGUGUACAUAAAUAGAACUAUAUAAGCUGCAUUCUUGUGCCGUUUUUUACAGUUAUUCGGUCAAGCAGCACUCGCGCUAAUCAAAUAACAGCUCAUUUGACCCAAGUAAAUCACACGGACGGACAGACAGACUCAAACAAUUGAGAUUGUGAUUAAUACGCAUCACAAUGUUGCGAUUCACAAUGCACUUCAAGGGGCGGUUGAGGGGUUUACUGCUCCUGCUGUUUGUGGCCUGUCUAGUUGCUUCAGGCGAGAGUCUCGGUUUCCGUCGGGGUCGCCAAGUGGAUGGAUUUCUGGGUGAGCCCAGCAAAAUUGUUAGUCUGCAGCGUGCAUUGGACGUGGAUGAUUUGUGGUUCGAGCAGAGAUUGGAUCACUUCCAGUCAGAGGAGAAACGCACCUGGAAGCAGCGAUACUUUGUGAACGAUGCUUAUUACCGGAAUGACAGUCAUGCUCCCGUGUUCUUGAUGAUUGGUGGUGAGGGGGAGGCCACUAAGAAGUGGAUGCACGAAGGCGCCUGGAUCCAUUAUGCCGAGCACUUUGGUGCUCUGUGCAUUCAGCUGGAGCAUCGCUACUAUGGCAAGAGUCAUCCAACCAGUGAUCUGUCUACCAGCAACCUGGCCUAUCUCAGUUCGGAGCAAGCCUUGGCGGAUCUGUCCAGCUUUGUGAUCGCCAUGAAGACCAAGUUUAAUCUGGCGGAAACACAGAAAUGGAUUGCAUUCGGUGGCUCUUAUCCGGGUUCAUUGGCUGCCUGGGCCAGGGAGAAGUAUCCAAAUUUGAUCUAUGGUGCCAUCAGCUCAAGUGGUCCAUUGCUGGCCCAAGUGGACUUUAAGGAUUACUUCGAGGUGGUGAAGGAAUCACUGGCCAGCUACAAACCCGACUGCGUCCAAGCUGUGCAACGUGGUUUCGCCCAAGUCGAGAUUCUGCUGAAACAUAUGAUUGGACAACGCAACCUGGAUGAUAAGUUCAAAACUUGCACUCCCCUUAAAGAUUCAAUUGAAAAUGCCUUGGACAUCUCGAGUUUCUUUGAGAAUCUGGCUGGAAACUUUGCUGGAAUUGUGCAGUACAACAAGGACAAUUCCCCGCAUGCCAAGAUCACCAUUGAUGAGAUCUGCGAUGUCAUGCUAAAUACGACAAUGGGUCCACCUGUGACUCGAUUGGGAGCGGUUAAUGACAUGGUGCUGAAGCAGUCCAAGUCCAAGUGUUUGGACUACAAGUACGACAAGAUGAUAGCCGAUAUGAAGAACGUUUCCUGGGACUCGGAGACGGCAAAGGGCAUGCGUCAAUGGACUUAUCAGACAUGCACGGAAUUUGGAUUCUAUCAGACGUCUGAGAAAGAGACGGACGUAUUUGGUGAUCGCUUUGGAGUUGACUUCUUUAUACGUCAAUGCAUGGAUGUGUUUUCUGAGCGCAUGGAUGCCAAGUACCUGGACCAGGUCGUGUCCAAAACUAAUAAAUAUUAUGGUGCACUCAAGCCGGAGACAACGAAUGUGUUGUAUGUGCAUGGUUCCAUUGAUCCCUGGCAUGCUCUGGGUCUGUAUGUCUCACCGAACGCCAAGACGCCCACCAUUUAUAUAGAAGGCACCGCUCAUUGCGCCAACAUGUACGAGCCGUCGAUUAAAGAUACUCCGCAGCUGAAGGAGGCACGCAACAAGAUACUCAAGUAUUUGGCCAAAUUGCUGGACGGUUAUGCCAGCUUGGCUAAAUUCUCUUGAAUUUGGAGUGCAAUUGAAAACCAGCAAUAAAUGUGUCAACUUGGCAAUAUUGAAAUAC